Messenger RNA from Amphiprion ocellaris (clown anemonefish), 5422 nucleotides. Its product is annotated as cGMP-dependent protein kinase 1-like. The coding region runs from base 417 to 1547 and encodes 376 amino acids. Gene Ontology annotation, biological process: protein phosphorylation. Gene Ontology annotation, molecular function: ATP binding; cGMP-dependent protein kinase activity. NCBI's taxonomy places the organism in Eukaryota, Metazoa, Chordata, Actinopteri, Pomacentridae. The transcript has 10 exons. The record is from RefSeq and is a predicted model, not a curated record.
UGCAUUUCCUGCUGCAGCUCAGACGGACCUGAGGCUGUUUCAGGUUCUGUCCUGCUCCAGCUGGACCUUCAGACCUUCAGACCCUCAGCUGGUCUUCAGGAGAUCACAACCAUCUAAGGUUCUCCGCUCAGGUUGGUUCCUUCGUGACCUUGAUGCUCAGAGAUCUGGAGGAUCUGGACCAGCGCCGGUUCCCCCUCAGCAGAACCUCGGACCUCCAGCGCCGCCUCCAUCAUGUGAACUGGACGUGGAGCUAUUCGUUUCAGACGGUUCUCUUACGGACGCUCUGCAGAACCUUCUCCUGAGGCUUCAGCUUCUCAACAAGUCCAGAUCAACGUUCCUUCACAUUCCUGAUUUAUUCCUGGUUCUACGUGGACUAAAGUGUUCCCUCCUGCUGCGUGGUUCUGCUGGUUCUGGAGAUGAGGGAGCUCCUUCCUGACCUGACCAGGCGCCAGCGGCAGCGUCUCACCAGCCUCCCUGCUCCUCCAGCCUCCUUCCCCAUCACCUCCUUCUCCAUCCACACCUCCAAGAAGUUCCCCUUCUUCCACGUGGUCAAAUGCUGCAGGUACGAGGCCGAGAACGCCUUCUUCUCCAGCCUGAAGCUCACCGACUUCAACAUCAUCGACACGCUGGGAGUCGGAGGCUUCGGACGAGUCGAGCUGGUGCAGCUGAAGAGCGACGAGGCCAAGACGUUUGCCAUGAAGAUACUGAAGAAGCGUCACAUCGUGGACACGAGGCAGCAGGAACACAUCCGAUCAGAGAAACACAUCAUGACCGAGGCGCACUGCGACUUCAUUGUCAGGUUGUACCGGACGUUUAAAGACAGUAAGUACCUGUACAUGCUGAUGGAGGCCUGUCUGGGUGGAGAGCUGUGGACUCUGCUAAGGGACAGGGGUUCGUUUGAAGACUCCACCACCAGGUUCUACACCGGCUGUGUCCUCGAAGCCUUCGCCUACCUGCACGCUAAAGGCAUCAUUUACCGAGACCUGAAACCCGAGAACCUCAUCCUGGACGGCCGAGGAUACGCCAAGCUGGUGGACUUUGGUUUUGCGAAGAAGAUUGGGUUCUGUAAGAAGACCUGGACAUUCUGCGGGACUCCAGAGUACGUUGCUCCUGAGAUCAUCCUGAACAAAGGCCAUGACGUCUCAGCAGACUACUGGUCUCUGGGCAUCCUGAUGUACGAGCUGCUGACAGGCAGUCCUCCGUUCUCAGGUCCGGAUCCCAUGAAGACCUACAACGUCAUCCUGAGGGGCAUCGACAUGAUCGAGUUCCCCAAGAAGAUCACCAAGAACGCCGGCAACCUCAUCAAGAAGCUGUGCAGAGAUAAUCCGUCGGAGAGACUCGGAAACCUGAAGAACGGAGUCAAAGACAUCCAGAAGCACAAGUGGUUUGAAGGUUUUAACUGGGAGGGGCUAAAGAAAGGAACUCUGACUCCACCCAUCACACCUGGGGUCUCAUCUGCGACCGACACCAGUAACUUCGACAGUUUCCCUGAAGACACAGAUGAACCGCCGCCAGACGACAACUCUGGGUGGGACUACGACUUCUAAACCUGGAGGAGGAGGAGGAGAAGCUCCUCAGCAGGAUGAGCAGAUGUUUCCUGAUGUUUCUCAGAUGAUCUGAGUUCUGGAUGUUUCAGGAAGCAGGAGGACGAUGAAACCGAACCGACUGAUCCUGGUUCAGAUCCAGGAUCCACCUGAAGCUGCGUCUUCAUUGCAGGUUUCUACCUUUUACAGCUUCAGAACUUCGAUCAGCUGAUCUGAUCUCAGAGCUGCAGAAAAAACCUUGAACAUGAAGCUUGAAUAAACCAGAAGAGUCGGAUUCAUCUGCAGAAGAACUUUGUGGAUAUUUAAAAUGCUGCAAGAAGAUUAUUCAGAGUCUGUCAGCUCUAAAGAGGAAGAACUCAUUUCUGCCGGAGAACGUUUGGACAGAUGUUUCAGUUCAGGCUUUGUUUGGUCCCACAUGAUGCUGCAUCUCCUAAAUCUGGUUCAUCUGGAGCCAAAGUCACCAUGAAGUGCUUCCAGAGGAGGAGGAGGAUCCUCAACGUGCUACUUCAGAGACCCAAAGACCUCUAGAGUCCACAAAGACCUUCAGAGGUUCCACGAAGACCUUCAGAGUCCACAAAGACCUUCAGAGGUUCCACGAAGACCUUCAGAGUCCACAAAGACCUUAAAAGUCCACAAAGACCUCCAGAGGUUCCACAAAGACCUUUAGAGUCUACAAAGACCUCCAGAGGUUCCACAAAGACCUUUAGAGGUUCCACAAAGACCUCCAGAGGUUCCACAAAGACCUAAAGAGGUUCUACAAAGACCUCCAGCGGUUCCACAAGACUGGAGGUCUUCUCACUGAAGGUCACGCUGUGGAUGUUAAACUGUAUUUCCAGAGACUUUUCCUACAUUUUGGCCUUCAGACCAGGAUCUGCUCAUUAGUCCAUCAUCUCUGGAGGAGGAUCCUCAACGUGCUACUUCAGAGACCCAAAGACCUCUAGAGUCCACAAAGACCUUCAGAGGUUCCACGAAGACCUUCAGAGUCCACAAAGACCUUAAAAGACCACAAAGACCUCCAGAGGUUCCACAAAGACCUCUAGAGGUUCCACAAAGACCUCCAGAGGUUCCACAAAGACCUUUAGAGUCUAUAAAGACCUCCAGAGGUUCCACAAAGACCUUUAGAGGUUCCACAAAGACCUCCAGAGGUUCCACAAAGACCUAAAGAGGUUCUACAAAGACCUCCAGCGGUUCCACAAGACUGGAGGUCUUCUCACUGAAGGUCACGUUGUGGAUAUUAAACUGUAUUUCCAGAGACUCUUCCUACAUUUUGGCCUUCAGACCAGGAUCUGCUCAUUAGUCCAUCAUCUCUGGAGUUUCUUGCAAUUUUUCAAAUCAGACCUGAGAGUUUUUCAAAGUCUAAAAACUUUUUUAUCCAGUUUUAUUAUUUGUGGUUUAACUUUUAUCAAAAGAUCAGAAAAGCAGGAAGCAGUUUGUUUUUACUGGAUCUUCUUCUAGAUGUUUAAUCUGCAGCUUUGAGGUUCUGGUUCUGGUUCUGGUUCUGGGGCAGGAGACCUCUUGGAGACCUCGAAGCACCGCGAUGCCUUCAGUCUCUGGACGCCAUUUCUACUUUUUAACUUCCUGUUUCCUUUCGGUUGUGAGUCUUUGGAUGCAGAUGUUCUGAAACCUCCAAAUCAUCUCAGACACGUUGGUGGAUCAGCUGGUAGUCUGAAGAUGUUUUGUAGAAUGUUUCAGGAAUGUUCCAAGUGUUUCUGAGAUAUUUUCAAAUCUUUCAGCUUUUAAACAGAAUUCAGUAACUUUUCCUAAAUCCACAGAUUUGUCGUGAAGUUUGUUUAAAUAAAGUUAUUUUUUCUCAGACUUCAGCAGAAACAUUCAGAGAUAAACUCUGGAUCCAACAAACACUUUUAUUCUGAUUGUUUUAUUCUAACGUUCUGCUGCAGAGUUCAGAUGAAGAACAUCUGCUGCUUUCAUCCUGAAACAACCUGAAGGAUUUCUGUUGGUGACCCAAAAAAAAGUCUUUUAAAGAAAUAACAUGAGAAGUAAAGAACCGGACUUCAGUUAAACUCAUCAAGCAGCUGAUGAAGCAUCAUCCUGGAGUUAGAACGUUGAUCAUCUUUAGUCACAGAGAACGAUUCAUGAUCCAAUCAGUCAGAACCUAAAAGUCCAAUAAAGAACACAGAACACAAAGUUCAAACAGCAGCAGGAAAAUAAAACUCAAAUAGAAUCAAGAAAAACAGUUUGGAGACGAAACGUAAGAGACCGAAAGGCUUAAAGAACCAGUUUAAAGAACCCAAACUUACUAGGAACCAGUUUAAAGAACCCAAACUUACUAGGAACCAUUUUAAAGAACCCAAACUUAAUGGGAACCAUUUUAAAGAACCUAAACUUACUGUGAACCAGUUUAAAGAGGCUGGAACAUGAGUGACGUUCUCAUAUUUCUUAGUUCUGGUUUGUUCUAAAGGAUUUUUUGGAGUUCUAAAGCCAAGACUUUCUAUAAAAGCUGCUGAUCCUGGUUUCAUUUAUUUCUGUAGAACCUUUACCAGUGUUCUUGAAGCUUCUGCAGCAGUGUUUCCAUGAAGAAUUCCAGUUUGUUCUCUGCAGAACAUCUGAUGUUCCUUCUGUUGAGUGAAGGUUGAAGGGACUCGUGCAUGCUUCAGUGAGAUGUCGAUGUUCCGUAUGUUGUCCACAAACACAGCCAGCUUUUUAUAUUUGUGUUCUUGACGUUCCUCGUGGCCUUCCUGUAGUAGCAGCUGAUUCUUGUCUUCUGCUGUGAUAUUUCCAGUGAUGUGACUUCUGUGCAUGAGAACAGAAAAACAGUUCCAACGUUGAGGUUCCUCAGAGAACAGUCCGGUGGUGUUCAGCCGUUUGUUGGGAACUUUUAUUUACCAGAUGAGCAGCGGAGACUCGAGCAGAUGAAAUGUUUAAAAGUCUAGAACCUGGUGGAACCACAGAAAGACUUUUAGUGGUGACGUUUGAACCGAGACGUCACCAAUAAAUGUCUGCAGGAACCUUUUCAGAACCUUUGGAAUACACUGUUAAAAAGAUGGACGAAGCCUCUGAAUGUUCUCCACCUGCAUCCUGUCCUCAGCCAGCAGGAGGCUCCACAGCAGAAUGAGAAAAUAAAUCUUUUUCCAUUACCUCAGUUAGCAUUCUCCUCAGGAGUUUAUGGUCUUAAUCUGUGUUUUCAAGGUUCCUCUAACACAGUGUGUUGUUGAUUGAGUAAAUUUUGGUUCCACUCAGAGGAAAACAUGAUAGAUCAGUGGAGAAUGAAGUCCUCAAUCCAUCAGUCAGAUCUACAGCCCCGUUUUAACAUCCCGUUAAAAUAAAAAACAGGAUUUCAGAGCUAAAACUCCAAACUGGAGGCUUCACUGUGGCCACGCCCACCUUUCAAAUACAGUCUGUGAGGUGGAGGUAGUUAGCCUAGCUUAGCAUAAAGCAGCUAGCCUGGUUCAAAGUUCAAAAAUACACCUGAAAACCUCUAAAGACCUCUAGACCUUCUGGAUCAUCUGGUAAACACUCAGAAACCCAAGCUAAUGUUGUCAUGGUUACCUGGUGACCAGGUAAGCAGAUAACCAGGUAACCAGGCUGUUAAUGAAAACCAUUGAUGAGUCGGAGACAUGUUCGGACCAGAAGGAUUAAUGUUUGUGUUUAACUUCUAAUGAUGAUAUUUAUGAUAUUUUGUGGUUCUGAUUUUGUGAAGCUUGAUUUAUUUGUAUAUAUUUGAAAUAUGAAGUUUCAGCUGUCCUGAUCAUUAUUGUUCUUCUUCUUAUUAUUAUUAUUGUUGUUGUUGUUGUUACAGUGGUUGCCAUGGUAGCUGAAGAAAUCCUCCAUCAGUUCAAAAAGCUUUAUGGUCUCGACUGUUAUGACUAAAACUUUGCCAAAGCUGUGGGUCUGUUCAGAGAAUAAAGCCGUAAAAUAAC